This is a messenger RNA of Gilbertella persicaria, 3470 nucleotides long. RefSeq lists its product as uncharacterized. The record is from RefSeq and is a predicted model, not a curated record. NCBI's taxonomy places the organism in Eukaryota, Fungi, Mucoromycota, Mucoromycetes, Mucorales, Choanephoraceae. The annotation marks the transcript as partial. The transcript has 5 exons.
UAAUGUAUACCUCCAAUAAAGACAAAUAUAACAGACCUCGAGCUAAUCUUGCUGUACGAACAAAUGGUCCUGAUUGGCGUAGUAGACCUAAUUCACCUUCUAGCAGUACUGACUAUACAAACAUGAUGAAACGCACUGUAAGUCCUGUACCCGAUAAUGCGUAUGGAAGAAGACCAUUAUCUUCAGGGGCUAGUCAGUCUGUUGCUUCACUUCAACAACAUCAUAAGUGGCUUAUGCAACAGCAGCAGCAAGACAUAUCCUCAGUACCUAUUUCACGUAAUUUAAGCACCAAUAGUCAAAAUUAUCGAUCUGUUUCGCCUAUUCCUUCUAAAUCAACAGGCAAACAGCAAAGACAGUACAAUGACAACAAUCAAGAUGUUGUGUUUGAUGAUAGUAUUGAGAUAGAAGAUGAAAGAAAUGAUGUAGAAGAAGAGCGUAUGGUUAUCAUUCAAGAUAUGCGGGCUAAAUCCCCUAGUAUUAAUCGAGGAUCUGGUGGAUCAAUCAUGUCUGCACAACAACCUACUUUCUAUCAUAACUCACCUACUGGUUCUCAAGAAUUUAAGAUUGUCAAAGAAGGCUGGUUGUACAGAAAGAAUGGUUUAAUGCAAUGGAAGCCUGUGUAUGCAGUUGCCAAACACGGAAACGCAGUAAGGCCUGGUGGCCUUUAUUUGUAUAAAGAUGUAAAGUGUACAAAUCAUAUUCAUACAUAUGACAUGAGUGAAGUACUUGAAAUAUCACCUCGCGCACAAGAAUACAAGCAAGGUAUCAAAUGGGAAUUCCGUAUGCUAGUCAAAAGAGACGAUGUGAUGCUUGCUACAGAUGACAUGUUGUCUCGUAAAGACUGGAUUGAUUCCUUAACAUCUAUCAUGGGCAAAGUAUCCAUCGCUACACAAAUCGAAUUAACGUCUCGUAUUCAAACCUCUGAACAAAUGAACCGUGAUCUUCAAAGUGUCGCUGAAGACCUGGAUGAUGAAAAUUCACAACUGAAGCAAGAAAUUCAGGCUCUGAAAGAUGAAGUAGCCAAGAAGGACAAAUUUUACCAACAAGAAUUACAAAACAGAGAAGCCGAGUUUAUAAAGAAAGAACGUCUUUUGCAACAAGAACUCCAGGAUAGAGAAGAAGAGCUGGAUCGCCAAAGACAAGCACUUGAAACGAAAUGUGAAGUCUUUGAACGUGAAGCAACUCAAUGGAGAAACAAAUACACAGAACUAGAGAAAAGCAAGGUAGUAGACGAAAAACAGCAGGCCAAGAUGGAUGCUUUAGAGAUGGAGAUACGUAAAUGGCGAAGUCGAGUGGACGAACUAGAACAUCAAGCAGAAUAUAGAAAUUUCGGUAGCCAAUCAAGAAACAGUUCCUACGAAAAUAACCAUGAUCUUAUCAAGGAAACUAUGUCUGAUGUCAAAUUUAACCUUCAAGUCUUAAAAGAUCAAAUCAAGUCCUCUUCAUCUGAAGGAUCUCUUCAAGAUAUCAAAUCGAGCGUUGGUAAACUGUGUGAUAGCCUGGAUGAUGCUAAAAUGAGCUGGAAUGAACUACAACAUGAUAUUGUCAAGUUUUUGGAGACUGAAAAAGAAGACAACAAGUUUAAGGAGUCAAGCCAAAAGCACAUGAUUGAAUUGUUGCGCAAGGACUUUGUUGGUUUACGUCAAGAGGUUACAGGCGUUUCUUCUGAUGACGAAGAAGAACAAGAGGAUGAUGAACUAAGUGUCAAGAAAACACCCUCACUUUCUGAAAAGUUUGAUAUCUUGAUUGAAAUGAUUGAAAAUGUACAAGUCAAUCAAACUCGUCUCGCUUCUUCACUCUCAGACAAUAACAGUUCAAGCAGUAGUGAAAACAUGCCAAACACACCAACGUCUGAUUCAAUGCCAUCCAUGGACAGAGAAUCUGGACUUGUCAAGGUGGUCACUGAACAACUAAGUGAAUGGAUGGAAGAAUCAAGAGAGAUUCAAUCCUCAACAUUAACAAAGAUUGAAAACAGCCUUCGACAAAACCGCACUCUGCCUUCUGUACCUACGAAUAUCAACCGUUUACACGAAGACAUUAUCAAGACACUAGACAAAGUUAUGGCCGAAAUCACUCAAAACCAAAAACAGUGUCAAGAAGAACAAGGUAAAAACAUCAAAAUCAUUGGAAACUACUUGCAAUUGAUCUCGAAUGAUAUUCAAGAAAGCUCAAUUCCUGAUUUAUCCGCUUUGUCUCAACAACUGGAAGAUGUGGUCGAUCGCCUCAAUUCUACUGAAGAACGCCUUUCUUUACUUCACGAUAUACCUAUGCCACAACAAGAUACCAUGUCAUUCCACAGUAUAGCCAAUCUGUCAGAAGAUGAUAAAUUAUCACAAUUAUACCAAUUUGUCAAGAAUACAGAACGCUUUAUGGAAAGAUCGCUACGUAUCUUGAACCGCUAUGGCGACAAUCCUAACGGCAUGGAAGAGACCAUUCGACGAGCAGUUAAAGGCGCUUCCAAGACCCAAUUGGAAGAAAUCCUUAAUCUUCAAGAACAAAACAAUCAAGAGAAGCAACUGAUCGAGAAAAAAAUGGAACGCUAUCAAGACAGUGCCCGUAGCUAUUUCGAAAAGUCCAUGGAAAAGAUGCACUCUGACUUGCACGAAUUUACUGGUGUGAUGUAUGAAAUGCUAGAGAGACUAGUGCUUCAAGCUUUAGGACAUGCAUCAACCACAUUGUCGGACGGCAACGAUCAGCAAAAAGAAAUUGCAUUGUAUGGAAAGCUGUCAGGUGCCAAUCAAGUACUCAAGGUAGAAAUUGACAAGUUGGGAGGUGAAAAAGAACAACUAGAGAAAGCAGUGAGCGACAUGCGACAAAUGAGCAAAGAAUUAGAACGACAAGUGGACCAAUAUCAAGCCAAACUAGCGUCUCUUAAAUCAGAAUAUGAACGAGUCAAUGCUGAUAUACAUAAAACACGUCAAGAAGGCGCUAGUAAACUGGCUAGAGAACUUGAACCACUGAUGGAACAAAUAACCAAACUUCGAACACUGGCAGCUAUAGACGAGUCUCCCAUGGUCACAAACAGUCGAGGCAAUGGACUACAUCAGGUAAAGAGAAACAAUAUUUACACUUUUCUUUUACUAAAUUUGUUGUUUCAAUACAAAAGCAUCAUUCGACAGUUUCACAGAUGAGAUAUAAACGUCAUAAUAAUGAGGACGAUGUAAACAAUCAUGAAGAAGAAAUUGGUCGCAAUUUAAGCUUUCAAGACAUGCUAAGCAAUCAGAAUGACGGCAGACGAAAUUCCCAUUUUUCUGAUAGUGAUACCAAGCCAACCAUAAAGUCUCCUCUGAUUGGCAGCCGUGACAGACCAAGAAGAAGAGAAAAGAGCCCACUCGCUGGAUAUUUAAACCGUAAUAAUUAAUAAGUUUUGUAGGAAAUUUAUUUAUUUCUUCUAAUUUGAGUUUUGGUCGAAUUAUUAAUAGUUGUAACCUGAUGCUAAAGUAAAAUAAAUUUAAUUUCUCUUUUUCACC